This is a messenger RNA of Colletotrichum karsti, 2235 nucleotides long. RefSeq names its product chromatin remodeling complex subunit. Gene Ontology annotation, cellular component: Ino80 complex. NCBI's taxonomy places the organism in Eukaryota, Fungi, Ascomycota, Sordariomycetes, Glomerellales, Glomerellaceae. The transcript has 3 exons. Gene Ontology annotation, biological process: regulation of DNA-templated transcription; double-strand break repair. The record is from RefSeq and is a predicted model, not a curated record. Bases 1 to 2235 code for a protein of 744 amino acids.
AUGGUAGGGAAAGUCAGCGAAAGGGUUCUCCUUCGGGAGGGACUGGAGAGAACCGACAAUGGCAUGAAGCAGACAAGCUGGCCUGAUGUCACGCCGAUUAAUCAGAAGAACUACUACACGGAUUACAUGAAGCGCGAUGACCAGAUCCUUGCUUUGCGACUGCAGGGCGAUGCCACUCGCGAUAGAAUCGUGCAAGCGGCGAAGGAUAGAGACCGCGCCCUUGCCCAAAGUGGUCGCGCCGAGGUUCCUCUCGUCAUUCCAGAGCUCCAACCCGAGGAGGCGCCCACCGAUGCUGCAGCCGGAUUGGACCCUUCAAAGGUCAUUGUCAUCCACCCCGGCAGUCAGAAUCUUCGCAUCGGCUUCGCUAGCGAUGCCCUCCCGAAGUCGAUACCCAUGACACUUGCGACAAAGUUCCCACAGACCGAGGCGGAGAUGCACGAAGCCCUUCCUCGCCGACAAUUCGAGGCCAAGACACAGGAUCAGCAAUACGGCGAAGAAUGGUCCAAGAAGUACGCGAAAAUGUGCAAUGAUCUCAAGCUGGAUAUGCGCGCCAACAAGCGCAAGGUCUUGCCAAACUCCAAGGAGCUGGUACUGAACUACAAUCGCCGGACCGAGCCUGAGAUCAUCCAGACCCAUAACGACCCUUUGCAGAUCGAGUGGACCGAUAUAAAUGACCUGGAAGAUCCCAAGUCAUCUGCCUCCUGCUUCAUUGGCAAUCAGGCUCAGAGAGUUCCAGAUGACUCUCAACCGAAGUUCAAGCUCUGGUGGCCGAUACAGCAAGGAGUGUUGAACGAGGAUGAUUACACCAAUGCCGAACAUCUGUUCGACGACUUCGAGACUCUACUGGACAAGGCCAUCCGACAGGAACUCGGGCUCACUAAGAACAGCACGUGGAGACAAUACAGCUGUGUCUUCGUCAUUCCUGAUCUCUACGACAAGCGCUACGUCGAGCAAGUCCUCAGGUCCUGCAUGACGUGGUUCGAGUUCAACCGCAUUUGCUUCAUCCAAGAGAGUAUGGCGGCUACCUUUGGAGCCGGAUAUACGCAAGCCUGUGUCGUUGACGUUGGAGCCCAGAAGACCUCCAUUACGUGCGUUGAGGACGGGCUUUGCGUCGAGGAUUCUCGCAUCAACUUGAAGUACGGAGGAUGGGAUGUAACGGAGACAUUCAUGAAGAUGCUGCUCUACGACAACUUCCCCUACCAGGAAAUCAACCUGAGAAGACGGUACGAUUUCUUGCUUGCCGAGGAGCUCAAGAUCAAGCAUUGCACCAUGUCACAAGCAGACAUCUCCGUGCAGCUAUACCAAUUUCACUUACGAGCGCCGAACCAGCCGACCUCCAAGUAUCAGUUCAAGACGUACGACGAGGUCAUUCUCGCUCCCAUGGGCUUUUACGACCCUGCCAUCUUCGACAACAGUACGAAGUUAAGAAGCAGGCGCAAGUUGAUUGACCGGUCGUAUAAUGCCUACGACGUCGACAUCCCGGACGACCCGACCUCGGCUGCGCAGUUUGCUGUACUGGCUCUGGUGAAGCCAUCUUUGAAUGCGGCUCCUACGAAUGGCUUCGUUCAGUCCCAGAACGACGUGUCGACACCUAUCAAAGAAAAGCUUCAGCCGUUUGACUUCCUCAAAAGGGGCGACGGCAUUAACGGUACUCCUUCUGGAUCCAACGCUCCGUCGCCAGCUCCGGACGGGGUCAACACUCCAGUCCCCUUUGUAUUCGGCGCAAACAGAGAGGGUGCCAACGGCGGAAGUCCCGCUCCUCCCCUGCCAAACGGUGGCACACCGGGGCCGAACGGCGCUACAGCUCCCCAGCCGCCGGCGGGCAUGUUUGUUGAUUCUGCAGCGCGCAGUGCGAAGGCUCAGGCCAUUGAACGUGAUAGUGUCUUGCCGACGGCGCCGCUGGACAUUGCGAUUCUUACCAGUAUCAACAACGCCGCCAAGGGCGACGACAAGAAGCUGCGAGAUUACCUUGGCAGCAUCAUGGUCGUCGGUGGCGGUUCAAAAACGCCACAGUUCACUGUCGUGCUUGAAGAGAAGCUCAAGGCAAGAAGACCUGAUCUUUUCGAUCGCAUUCUCGUCAGUAGGAGCGCCAGAGACAUGGACGAACAAGUUGUUACUUGGAAGGGAGCCAGUGUCUUUGCCAAACUCCCGGCGAAUGAUUCCUGGGUCACACCGUUUGAAUUCGAGCGGCUCGGGGCGCGUGUACUACACCACAAAGUGCUCUGGGCCUGGUAA